AUGGCCAAGCACACCAACAAGAGCAUGGUGCCAAAAGAGCAUGCCAUUCGGCCUCAAUUGACAUCAUCAGCAGAUCUUGGAGGCCAAGUUGCACCAGCAGUAGAAGAUAACACUUUUGGUAACGAGGAAAGCGCUGAGAUACAGUAUAAGACUUGUAGAUGGUGGAAUAUUGGUGCUCUGAUGUUUGCAGAGAGCGUUUCCUUAGGCGUCCUUGCCCUUCCACAAGCUCUCGCAAUCCUCGGUCUCGUCCCUGGCCUCCUUUGCAUAUGCUUCCUGGGCAUCAUUGCUACAUACACAAGCCAUUUGAUUGGUGAAUUCAAGCUGGCUAAUCCAUCCGUAACCUGUUACGCUGACUGCGGUAUGCUGAUUAGAGGCCCCAUAGGCCCCGAGGUGCUUGCCGUUGGACAGGAACUAGUCUUGGUCUUUAUCAUGGGCGCGCAUAUCUUGACAUUCGGCGUCGCGUUGAACACAAUGACAGACCAUGGCGCUUGCACGAUCAUCCUCAAUGUUAUCGGCUUGAUCAUCUCUUUUCUAUUUGGAUUACCAAGAACAUUCGAGAACAUUAGUUACUUUAGCUACUUCUCAGUUACGACAGCUAUGAUCGCCAUCAGUAUCCAGAAACCGGACACGGGCAACAUGGUCGCCGUACGACCCGACGUAACAUUGGUGAAGGGUCUAGCGCCGGUCAUGAACAUCGUCUUGGCCUUCACCGGCCACGUCGCUUUCUUUUCGUUCCAGUCUGAACUCGAGGAUCCUCGCGACUUCCGCAAAGCCCUCAUUCUUGAACAAGGUAUCGCAGUCACCUUCUACAUGUUCAUUUCCGUCAUCAUAUACUAUCACGCUGGACCUUUAGUGGCCUUGCCCGCCCUUGGUUCCGCAUCCCCACUGGUCAGUAAGAUGAUUACUGACUCGUCGUGGCAAUUUGGGCUUGGUAUGUGGUCUUCUGGAUGGGCGCUGAACUACGGAUCGGGCAGCAAGGUAUUCUCUUGUGAAAAUAACUGGCAUCCUGUUAGUUGGGCAGUAGGAGGUACAGAAGACGCAUAG
Alternaria burnsii is the source of this 1044-nucleotide messenger RNA. RefSeq lists its product as uncharacterized. The coding region runs from base 1 to 1044 and encodes 347 amino acids. NCBI's taxonomy places the organism in Eukaryota, Fungi, Ascomycota, Dothideomycetes, Pleosporales, Pleosporaceae. Gene Ontology annotation, molecular function: amino acid transmembrane transporter activity. The transcript has 6 exons. Gene Ontology annotation, cellular component: vacuolar membrane. The record is from RefSeq and is a predicted model, not a curated record. Gene Ontology annotation, biological process: amino acid transmembrane transport.